GUUUCUCCGCCUCGCUGCCCCUCCUUCUGGGACAAACGCCAGCAGCUGCAAUCGGAAAAGGAAAAAAGAAGAGAUUUUGCGGGUUGGGAACAUUUUCCUUCUUCUUGGGUGAUCAAUCCCCUUUCUCCGUCUCUCUUCUCCCCGGGUCCCUGCGCGUCGACUCCGGCAACAAGACAGUGAACGAAGAUCACAAGUUCUGCAAGAGUGGUUUUUCUCCUCACAUGUGUGUAAAAAAAGCUUUCGGAAAUUUAUAGCCAAACAUCAUAAUAAAGGACAGAGGGGUCUUUCAAGAAAUAUGUCUGAUCUGAAGCACAACUGCAACCUUUCCAGUGAUUACGAUGAAGAAAACGAGGAGACAGGUGGCGUUUUAGAAUAUCACCACAACCUAGAUGGAUACAUACCUUUAUCCAAGGCCGAGGAGCAAACGCCGUUGUCUCCCAUCCCAAAUGAGCGCCUUCUUUCAAAAUCCCUUCCUGACCUCAAGCAAGAUGAAGACAUACCUUUAUCUGAGGCAAAGCACCAAACAUCAUCAGCUUUCAUCCAAAAUGAAAGCCUCCUUCGUGAAUCCCUUUAUCAGCUAAAGCAAGAACUUUCUUGGAGUCGAGAUGAAGGUAUAUCGUUAUAUGAGUCAGGGCAGCAAACACCAGUUCACAUUGGAAACAGAAGCCAUAAUCAGGAAGACGUUUUUGACUCAGAACCAGGUGGCGUUUUAGAAUAUCACCACAACCUAGAUGGAUACAUACCUUUAUCCAAGGCCGAGGAGCAAACGCCGUUGUCUCCCAUCCCAAAUGAGCGCCUUCUUUCAAAAUCCCUUCCUGACCUCAAGCAAGAUGAAGACAUACCUUUAUCUGAGGCCGAGGACCAAACACCGUCAGCUCCCAUCCGAAAUGAAAGCCUCCUUCGUAAACCCCCAUUUCGCCAGCUAAAGAAAGUGUGGACCAAGAAGCUGCCAGCUGGAAAUGUAGUUCUUUUAAUUCUUAUUCUAUGCAUCAUCUUCACUGUGAUUUAUCAAAACAAGAAGCCCUCCGGUGGUGAUGUUCCCCUUCCACACCAUUCUCCACCAUGUCCACCUCGUUGGAUUUGGUAUCAGGGAAACUGCUAUUACUUUUCGAAGGAAGAGAGAAACUGGAGCUCCAGCCAGGACUUCUGCUCUUCACAUCAUGCUUCCCUGGCAAGGAUUACAAAUGAAGAAAAUGAUUUUAUACACCUUCUCAAGGGGAGGGACCCCUUUUGGAUUGGCCUCAGAAGAUUCCCGGGUCAGCCCUGGACAUGGCUAAAUGGAGACAUUGCAACGUGAGUCCUUCUCUUUCCCUUUCUGGUUCAAAUUACACUGUGAUAUUUAAUGAAUCUUUGCAUGUAACCACCGAGCUGUUUUAAAAACAGAUGAACAUACAAAAAACAUUCAGCAUCUUUCCAUGCUUCAGUCUUAAAAUAAACUGUCACUAGAAGCUGGAUUUUUUGAGUGGAAGGCACCUCUCCAUGCCCAUGUGUGUUUCAAAGGCGGGGUGAUUCAUCUGGCUACUCUGUAAUUUGUUGAUUUUUAGGGAAGGCCAAGUGGAAAAUCUGGAUCAUUGGGGUCCAUGAAGCAGGGAAUGAUUUCAAUUAGACUGUCACUUCCUUGCAUUAAUGUGGGGUAGUACUGAAUGUGUUUCUGUGUGGAGUUGUAAUCAUUCCAUGUUGUUAACCUUGCUGGUAAGAACAGCAGGCAGGAGCAACGUUCUGCUCGAACAAGUUGGAGGAAGGCUGGAGGCCAGAACCUUCCAUGGCAGAGAUGCACACUUCUGUGGUCUGCACCACCCCUGCAUCAGAGGAAGGCCUCUGAUGGGUUGCAUCCUGCCAAGAGGCCAGCAUCUUUCUCUGCUACCAGAACCUCUCACAUGUAAAUAUUCUGUCUUGGGUUUGCUCACAAAAGAACAAAAGGUGAAGCUAAAGAAGACUGUUUUUUUCAAGGAAGGAGAGAAUGAGUGAGAAGGGGGGAAUCAGAAGCUGAGAAUGAAGG
Molecule: messenger RNA, 1999 nt
Organism: Pogona vitticeps (central bearded dragon)
Lineage: Eukaryota; Metazoa; Chordata; Lepidosauria; Squamata; Agamidae
Source: RefSeq, a predicted model, not a curated record